Messenger RNA from Anolis carolinensis (green anole), 654 nucleotides. RefSeq names its product coiled-coil domain containing 182 (gene ccdc182). The transcript has a single exon. NCBI's taxonomy places the organism in Eukaryota, Metazoa, Chordata, Lepidosauria, Squamata, Anolidae. Bases 118 to 609 code for a protein of 163 amino acids. The record is from RefSeq and is a predicted model, not a curated record.
ACACUAUUGACCAAGAAGAGAAGGAAGCUUCUGGGAGAAUCAUGGAAAUUGUGGUUGCUGGGCAACUUUGUUCUUACUUUUUAUGAACUGCUGCUAACAUCCUUUUCACAUCUUGGGAUGGAAGCAGGAGAGAACUCUGUGCUUGUUAGGAAGCAGGCCCAAGAAGGCCUACUAUCCAUCCCUGCAGAGCCUCCGUCUGGCAAAGGCAUCUUGAAUGGCCCCGAGCUAAGCAUAGCUUCUCUUGUCUCCACGCUGACUUCCGCCGUGUCCAACCAACAUGCUAUGAGCCUGGCGAAACUCCAUCACGAACUGGAGGCCAUGGAGAAGGAAAGGAAACGCUUCCAGAAAGCGGUCACGGAUGCUUUGCUCAACCUGGAAGGCACCCUGGGGACCUUGAGAGAGACAACGACCAAACUUGAAACCAGAACCUCGAAGGUGGAACAAAGGAUGAGAGAAGAAGAGGACAGAGGCAGCGCUCGGAGCAAAGUCCUGGCGUUCCUGUUGUCUAGAGAGAAGGAACUACGCAAAAAGUGUGCCGUUCUAGACAAGAUGUUUCUCAAGAAGAGCGCCUGGCUGGAGGGGAAGGUCCAUAGAUGGAAGAACCCUUAGCAAAACCCAGCAAAACCUUCCCAUUAAAAACACAAUAAAUCCAAA